AUGGAAAAGCAGAAGAACAUUAAUCCUCUGUUGUGCUUUCUGUGCAACGAGAAAUUCAAGCGGCCCAAGAUACUGGAUUGCCUUCAUAGCUACUGCGAGAAAUGUAUCAAAGAAAUGCAAAAGUCCAACAAACAAAGGACGGAUAACAUCCGCUGUCCGAAUUGCCGACAGAUAACGCCGGUCGGAGUUGGCGGUGCAAAGGCGAACAUUUUCCUGGCUCGGCUGGUGGAGGAUGCCGCCGUUUCCGAGAUCGUGAUGAUGAGGAGCAAGUCUGCUGCGACCGCCCAAGUUUCUUGCAACGUGUGCAAGAAGCACGAGGCAGUAUGCCGGUGCUCCGAGUGCGCCGUAUUUCUCUGCGCCAUUUGUCGGGCGUUCCACGGCCGCCUGCCGGCAUCGAACGGGCACGAUGUAUACACCCUGGAGGAGUGCCGGGCCGGUAAAGCAGGCGGUGUGACCGGCCGGUCCGACGCCCCGGAGUGCCCCGACCACACCGGGGAAAGAUGCCGGUUCUACUGCUUGACCUGCCGGAAGCUGAUCUGCCGUGACUGCACCCUGUUGGAUCGCUCCUCCAGCGAGCCCCACGAGUACACCAGCUUGGCCGCCGCGGCCCCCUUGGAAAGGCAUGCCGCCGACGCCCUACUGUCUCGCCUGGAGAAUAAAGUGCCGGACUUGGAAACCUCUCUUCAGGUUCUUGAGGAAAUGGGCCCGGCGCUGAAAAAACGCAGCGAUACGGCCAAGGCAAAGGUGCAGGCGGUGGCCAAUAAAAUCAGGGAGAGCUUGGCGGAGGAAGAGAAACGCCUGCUCAAAGAGAUUCGUUUGGAAAGCCAGAAACAACUGAAAGCUUUGAAGGAGAACCAGAACGAAGUAUCUGCCACACUCAACAACGCCCGUUCGUCCCUUAAAUCCACAAGGCUUUUUGUCCAGAGGUCCACGGAUACUGAGCUUCUCUGGCUUCACCCGACUCUCGUGAAGCAUCUCCAGGGUCUCGUCCUUAAAGAUGCGCCCGGCGAACCCUUGGCUUUGUCAUUCACAGAGAGUGAUGAUGAUGUGUCCCUGGGAGUAUUAACUAAGGAGAAUAUCACCGAGGCAGUAAAGGCAGAUGUGGAGAAAACCAAAGGAAAAGAAAAGCCUACUUCCAGGAGGGUUACUGAGAAAGCUUCCACCUCACGUCCCAAAGAGCACAAAGUAUCAUCCAAUAAAGAAAAUCCACCUCCCGAAUCCGAGGAUUGUAGCAAUUCUGAAGAUGGCAGCAAUUCUGAAGAUGGUAGUGAUCCUGAAGAGGGGAUGAUGGGUUCAUCCUCUUUGUCCGUGUCAAACAAGCCAAGCACCUUGACCAAGCAGCCAAUACCCACUGGCCGUGACACACCUGCAGAUAGGAAAGAGCUUGGCAGACAGCCAGUAGGCACAUCAGCUCCGAAGAAGAUGCCUGCUUCUGAGCCAGCUCGAAAGCCCAAAGAUGCUGUGCCACCCUCAGACAGGAUUCUAAGGUCCUCUUCGAAAGCCAACGCAACUCAAAAUCAGGCGUCUUCAAGACCAGCCAAUCGCCAGCAAGCCGGGAUCAGUGUGGCCCCAGAGCUGGGCCAGUUGGCUGAGGAUGCAGUAGACAGUCCUGAUUAUGGACAGGCUGCAUCAAGGUCAGCGUUACAUAGGCCAGUUAGAGAUGGCAUCAAUCCUAGCUUGAUACAUGCAGCGGGAUCGGCCAAAAACCCAUCCCCAAUGACUCAGCCUUGGCAGAUUCCGACAAGACUGAGUCACCAAGAGCUUGACUUCAAUUGCAAUCCCAACUUUGCUGCAGCUGCUGGAUUAUUUGCCUCAGUGCAGCAAGCAAAAGAUGAGGAGCCCACACAUCCUGGUGGGGAUAGGGCACAGGAUGCCACUGUUCAUGCCGUCCAAACACAUCAGGACUAUCCUCUCAUCACGUCACCUAACAUUCAGCGUGGGGACAUCCAACAUUUUGCCAACAAGUAUGAUACAGAUAGUGAUGAUUCAGAUCUGUAGCCAGGGCAACAAGCACAAUAUGUUCCUUUGUUCAGUGAUGAGUAAUCAACUUGAAUGCAUUUAGGAACGAAAGGAACAAUCUCUUCCAAAUAAAGGAAAUGGACCAACUAUUGAUUGCAUUAAAGUGAAACAAAAUUGGGUCGGAUGGUUUAUGACUUUAUCCUUCAAACAUAAGAUGUACUCAUUCAGUAAUUAUAUGUUUUGCUUGUAAAAUGUUACUGAGGUUAAUUGUGUGUGGGAAAGAUAUGCUUUGUUACAACAGUUUUAUGUGAUGUAGUUGCCUAUAUGUAUAUGGUGUGAGGCAAGAUGUAAUACCCUUCCAGUGUUCUUAAUUAUACUUUGAAUGGAUUUGUGGAUAUUGUGUUCUGAAGCAACGUACUCUAAGAUUUGUGCCGCAGCCCUAAAUGUCUUAAGAGUAGAUUUGAUUAGUCUUUUUUUUAGCGUUUUUGGCCAGGUUGAAUGUAGGAUUGUAUAAAUGCUUUCAUGUAGUAUAUUUUGCAGUUAUGUUCCAAAUGUUUGAAGUGUGUGUUUCGACUAUUUUGUGUGUGUGAAGAUAUUUGAACUUUGAAAUCUUGCAAUUAAUACCACUAACGUUUUAAGAAACAGGUAACUAAAAUGGAGCAGUACAUUUUUUCAUUUUUGGAUCAGUGAUUUUGAAUAAUUACGUGUUCAUAACAGACUUCACUUAUUGUUAUCCUUUAUAUUAAAAAGUCUUAUAUUUGUAUACCUUUAUUCAACGUUCAGAAAUGUGACUUGUAAAAUUGAAUACUUUGUUUAAAGUAAAAGAAAAAAAAUAGAUUUUUUUUUAAAUAAUAGCUUCAUACCAGUGCAUUGUAAUUCUAGCAAUAUAUUUAGAGAAAAAUCCUGUCGUUUUAAAAAAUUGGUUUCUAGAGACAAGUUGAAACAACAGGUCCAUGUUGUGGAUCCUUGCCACCUUUGGAAGUCUGCAAUAGUCUGCCUGCCAAAAUACUAUAGAAAUAAUGGCAGUCUGAAUAUUGUAUGAUACUCUCCUUGCACCAAAAGUCAUUUCUGCAU
Molecule: messenger RNA, 3033 nt
Organism: Patiria miniata (bat star)
Lineage: Eukaryota; Metazoa; Echinodermata; Asteroidea; Valvatida; Asterinidae
Product: E3 ubiquitin-protein ligase TRIM56-like
Exons: 5
Coding region: 1-1998 (665 amino acids)
Biological process (GO): positive regulation of DNA-templated transcription
Cellular component (GO): nucleoplasm; chromatin
Molecular function (GO): zinc ion binding; ubiquitin-protein transferase activity
Source: RefSeq, a predicted model, not a curated record